This is a messenger RNA of Trichosporon asahii var. asahii CBS 2479, 1599 nucleotides long. RefSeq names its product pseudouridylate synthase. Bases 1 to 1599 code for a protein of 532 amino acids. The transcript has a single exon. The record is from RefSeq and is a predicted model, not a curated record. NCBI's taxonomy places the organism in Eukaryota, Fungi, Basidiomycota, Tremellomycetes, Trichosporonales, Trichosporonaceae. Gene Ontology annotation, cellular component: cytoplasm; nucleus. Gene Ontology annotation, biological process: mRNA pseudouridine synthesis; tRNA pseudouridine synthesis. Gene Ontology annotation, molecular function: RNA binding; pseudouridine synthase activity.
AUGCUCAUCAGCCCGUACCCGAAACGUGUGCUGCCAAAGAUCAUGAACCGCUACGUCGAUAUGACGAGGGACGAGCUCAUUGCUCGUCUCGCCGCCCUCGAGUCCAGCCCGAAAAAGGUCCCCGGCCCGGACGAGUACCACACCCAGCCGACGCCGAAACCCCCCACACCCUCCGCCCCCACCGUCGCCCCCGUUACCUCCACCCCUGCUGCUAGUGCCGCUGAGAAGCCCAAGUUCGUAAGGAAGAAGAAGGAGCCGGUGCAGUUCCAGUGGGGCGCCCAGUCGACGCGGCACAUUGCGCUGCUCGUCUCGUACCUGGGAUGGCCGUACUCUGGUCUCGCGAUCCAACCGACGUCGCACUAUCCGACAGUCGAGGGUGAGCUGCUGAAGGCGCUCGAGAAGACUUACCUCGUCGGUCCUGGUGGCUGGGAGGCGUGCGGUUUCUCCCGUUGUGGACGGACAGACCGCGGUGUUUCGGGCGCUGGACAGGUGCUCAACCUCUGGGUCCGCAGCACGAGGAAGGAGGGAGAUGGCGGAUACCCGCUGAACGGCACGUGGAAGCCGCCGAGCGAGGAGCGUGUGCCGCGACAGAGCAAGGCCGUCGAGGGCAUGGGCGAGGGCGCUGAGGGCGAGAACACCGACGCUCUCGCCGAGAAGCAGGAGAAGAAGAAGGCCAAGGCGCCGCCGCAGAUGGACCUGGGAUACCCGCGCUUGCUGAACUCUGUGCUGCCGGACGACAUCCGCGUGCUUGCCUGGUCGCCAGCUCCGACCGACUUCGACUCGCGCUUCUCCUGCGACUUCCGACACUACAAGUACGCCUUCCACAUCGUCCCGUCUCCAGGAGUCGAGCCCCUCGACCUGGACCUCAUGACGGAGGCAGCCAAGCUCCUCCUCGGCGAGCACGACUUCCGGAACUUCUGCAAGGUCGACGGCUCCAAGCAGAUCGAGUCGCACAAGCGCACAGUUCUGCAGGCGUACUUUGAGAAGGAGAGCGAGGGCGUCUACAUCUUCAACCUGGUCGGCAACGCCUUCCUCUGGCACCAGGUCCGGCACAUCAUGGCCGUGCUCUUCCUCGUCGGUUCGCGGCUCGAGCCCCCUAGUGUCGUCACGGAUCUCAUGGACGUGGAGCGUUUCCCGGGCAAGCUCAAGUACAAGAUGGCCGACCCUAUCCCGCUCCGCCUGCACGAGUGUGGAUUCCUGCCAGAGGCUGGGCUCGACUGGCGCUAUGGACCGUACGACGGGCCCUGGCAGACCAUGCCCGAGGGUCCGGAGAAGGAGGCCGUCCGCCACCUCGCCGAGCACGGGCAGCAGACGCUGGAGCGCACGCUCGAGGCGCAGCGCCAGCAGGCCGAGAUCAAGGCAUGGCAGAUUGCCGGCGCUCAGCAGCGCCUCAAUGAGAUCCUCAAGCCGGAGUCGACGAAACCCGAGACGCACACCGUGUACCCCCUCGGAGGAGGCAUGGCCGAGUGGGUGCGCAAGUAUACGCCCAUGGUCGAGCGCGAGAUGGGCGACACGCCCGACAUGAUCAAUCAGCGCUGGCGCGAGAACAAGGGUGCCCGCCGCGCUGCGCGCAAGGGCGCCGAGGAUGACGACGAGUAG